Ruditapes philippinarum (Manila clam) is the source of this 1233-nucleotide messenger RNA. RefSeq lists its product as uncharacterized. The coding region runs from base 1 to 1233 and encodes 410 amino acids. The record is from RefSeq and is a predicted model, not a curated record. The transcript has a single exon. NCBI's taxonomy places the organism in Eukaryota, Metazoa, Mollusca, Bivalvia, Venerida, Veneridae.
AUGUUAAUAGGGACGGAUUCACCUAUUGUACAUAUACCGCUAGAAGUGAAAUUCGGAAAUAGCGAUGAACCGUACGCGAUACGCACUCGGGCUAUACGUGGUCCAGUUCCAACUACGCAAGUAUCCAACGAUAUUAACAUAAAUUUCUUUGAGUCACGUGACAUGUUGUUACAGCAACAAAUAAAGCGUUUGUGGACAACUGACAUUAAUGAUAAAUCACAACAAGUGAAGAGUUGCAUGUCUGUAGAAGAUAAAAAUGCUAUGAAAUCCAUGGAGUCAACUUUAACUCGCGAGGAUGGUAAUUACAAGCUUGGUCUCCCUUGGCGUGAUAGAAAUUCGUCAUUCGUAAAUAAUAUACCGCUUGUUCAAGCCAGAUUACAGCAGUUGAAGCGAAAGUUGUCAAGUGACAAUAAUUUGCAUGACAUGUACAGAACUACUGUAAAUGAUUACAUUGCGAAUGGAUAUGCUUCGGAAGUGGAUCACAGGGUACCAGAAACAAAGCGGGUUUGGUAUUUGCCGCAUCACCCCGUGAGAAAUGUUAACAAGCCGGGAAAAGUACGUGUAGUGUUUGAUUGUGCUGCUAAAUACAAAGGAAUGUCGCUUAACAGUCAACUUUUGAAAGGACCUGAUUUAAUGAACAGUCUAGUCGGUGUACUUAUAAAGUUUAGACAGGAACGAAUAGCAUUUAUUGCAGAUAUUGAAGCAACGUUUCACCAAGUUUGUGUUAUCGAUGAAGAUCGUGAUGCUUUAAGGUUUCACUGGUGGCCUAAUGGAGAAUUGGACAAGAUUCCUAAGCAAUAUCGCAUGAAUGUCCAUUUAUUUGGUGCUACAUCUUCUCCGAGUUGUGCUGCGUAUGCACUUAAAAGAACAGCGAAAGAUUUCUCCCAUCUGUUUAAACCGGAAGUUGCGCUGACAGUGGAGAAGAAUUUUUACGUUGAUGACUGUCUUAAGUCUGUCCCAUCUGAGCAGGAAGCUAUUGAUUUGGCUAUGAAUUUAAAGAAAAUGUUGUCUUUGGGAGGAUUUCGCUUAACAAAAUGGCUCAGUAACAGUAGAAAUGUUUUAAAGACAAUACCGGAAUCAGAUCUUGCCAAAUCGGUUAUCAGCUUAACCCCUGGUGAAAAAUGUAAUGACAAAGCAUUGGGUAUAAUUUGGGACGUAAACAAUGAUACAAUUAAGUACAAGGUUGACUUAAAAGUAACCCUUCAACGAGGCGUGGGAUAUUAUCAACACUAA